GCGGUUGAAUCCAAGCCAGUCUCCAAAUCGUGAACGUCCUAUGCUUCACACUCAAUCCCUCUCAUGCCGUGCCCCUCGUCGGUGCCUGCGUCGCUGUCCAUCGUACUCCGUCGUCCAACUGUUUGCUGCCACCGUAGCCUCUCAUCGCCGUCAUCCUCUGGAUGCAAACGCGUCAAAAAUUGAAGGUUCUGGUGUGAGAAAGAUCGACAAUUUCAAAGUGUAUAUGUGAAGGAACAGGAAGCAAAUCAGUUCUUGAACCACACAACUCUGUGAUUCUUGAAAUUCUUCGUCUGAAUCGAUGGGCAACGUUAUUGAAUCCUUUGCUUCAGGCAUCGGAAACGUUAUUGGCAAAAUCUUUGGCUCUCCAAUUGACUUCCUUUCUGGAAAGUCUUGCAGUUCAACUUGCGGACCCACAUGGGAUCUCAUGUGUUAUAUCGAACAUUUUUGUAUCGCCAAUGUGCUGAAGCUGGCCUUGAUAUUCGUUCUGGUUUACAUUGUUGCAUUAUUCAUUUACCUAUUAUAUAAUCUGGCCAAAUGUGCAUGCGUUGGGGUGACGAUUUGCAGAUCUAUAUGGGCAUGCCUGUCUUGUUGGUUCCACCUGUGGGAGCGAAUUUGCACUUUCUUGUGUGUCAAGUUAUGUAAUUUCAAAAGAAAAAGAUUCACCAAAGGGGAAAGGUAUUGCAAUACAAGUGAACAAGAUUACGAGGAAGUAAACCCUUCAUAUUAUGACCGUGGAUCAAAAGAAGUGAACAGAUCAUUUUCUCGUCGGAGAAGAAACUACAAAACCUCCCACUUGAGGAGCUCCUUAAAACCAAGAAACCGUCGUGCCCGACUUAGAAUCAGUGCCGAUGUUAGCCGUAAACAAGAGGAGAGGAAUCACAUAGGUGAGAAUCUGCAUGGUGGAUGUAGUAAUGCUGUUGUUAGACAUGGCAAUCAUCAUAGCAACACAGUUCAUGACCUGAAGGUGGUUCGUACAUUUAAGUUUGUGAAUAAAGGUUUGAAAUCUAAGAGGAGAGGAAUUCAAAGACACAAGAAGCACUGAGACUUUUCAAGAUCUUGAUGACUCUGUUUAAACUAACAAUCUUGGGCCGUGAACAUAUGUAUCUAGGUAUAUAUGAAUGCGAGGAAAUUCUCUGCUGCAUGGUGGCAUAAUUUUCCUCAAAAUUCAUUACACACGAGUGAAGAAUGACAAUUUAUAAGCCAUUAAUAGUAUAGUUUACUUUGGAUUCUAUCCAAUAGAUGGGAUAUAAAUUUUGUUAUAUUUGAUGCAUAGCAUAACAAAUAAACAAUGGGUUUUGCAUGGGCAAAAUAGUACUCAUUGUGUUUCUUCA
Messenger RNA from Prosopis cineraria, 1331 nucleotides. RefSeq lists its product as uncharacterized. The transcript has 4 exons. The record is from RefSeq and is a predicted model, not a curated record. NCBI's taxonomy places the organism in Eukaryota, Viridiplantae, Streptophyta, Magnoliopsida, Fabales, Fabaceae. Bases 299 to 1042 code for a protein of 247 amino acids.